AUGGCAUCAAUUAUCAAUUUGCAGAAACGGGCCUUGGAAUUUUCCUUCCUCAUCAAGAAUUCUGACGCCCAUUUCGUAUUUGCUCGUCACUUUAGUCGCAGCUUGAGGAAGGCUGAGUUUUUCUACACUUCUCUUCUCGAUAAAUCCACCCACAAAUUCAAUCUCACCCAAAUCCACAGCCAAUUACACGGACACGGGUUGCAGAGAAAUGGUUUCAUUAUUACUAAACUCAUCAUAGCAAGUGCGGGUUUUGGAGAAAUUAGCUACGCGCGCCAGGUGUUCGAUGAAUUUCCUAACCGGUAUAUAUUCCUGUGGAAUGCAAUUCUCAGAGGAUACUCUAUGCAUAACAUGAUUGAAAAAGUUAUUGAAGUGUAUUUUCGAAUGCAGCAUGCUUCUGUGAGCCCAAAUGCGUCUACAUUCCCGUAUGUACUUAAAGCUUGUGGUUGCCUUACUGCCUUGAGCUAUGGCCGGGCAGUCCAUGCACAAAUUUGCAAGCUUGGGUUGGGAGACGAUACAUUCUUGCAAAAUGGGUUGCUUUCGUUUUAUCUGAAGUGUGAGGAACAUGAUCGUGGUCGGGUUGUUUUUGAUCGUAUGAGUGUUAGGACUGUUGUCUCUUGGACUUCGAUUAUCACAGGAUAUGUACAAAGUGGACAGCCUGUGGAGGCUUUGAGACUGUUUAGAGAUAUGUGGAGAUCAGCUGUGACACCUGAUUGGAUAGCUUUGGUUAGUGCUUUGAAGGCUUAUUCAGAUGUGGAGGAGUUGAGUCAGGGGAAAUGUAUACAUGGUUUCAUGGUGAUGCCUGCGAAGAUGUUGUUCAAUCAAGUGCAGAUCAAUGAUGUGAUUCUGUGGAAUACCAUGAUCUCUGGAUUUGCUAGAAACGGUUGUGCUAUGCAAGCAUUGGACCUUUUUACAGAGAUGUCUUCCAGAAACAUUGCACCAGAUGUUGUGACUGUACAGUCUGUAGUCUUGGCUUGCGCUGACCAAGGUUCACUUGAGAAGGCCAGAUGGAUGGAAAACUAUGUUAGCAAUAGUAAGUUCAAGAAUGAUAUAGUUGUUAGGACAUUGUUGAUCGAUAUGUAUGCAAAGUGUGGGAGUGUAGAAUUGGCACGGAAGGUGUUUGAUUCAAGUGAAGAAAAAGACGUGGUGUUGUGGAGCUCGUUGAUAAUGGGUUAUGCUCUACACGGUCAGGGAAGAGAAGCAAUUGGGCUUUUCAAUAAAAUGGAGACUUCAGGUGUCUAUCCCAACAGCAUCACAUUCCUUGGCCUAAUUAGAGCCUGUAGCCAUACGGGCCUUGUAGAUGAGGGGUGGGGAUUUUUCCUCACCAUGAAAGCUUAUGUCUUGCGUAGAUCCAUGGCUCUGGGUGAAAAUCAGUCGUUUACUGUCUUGGGGUCUCCUAAAGGUCUGUCUGGUAUUUCAUUGAUUAGAAUACCUGAAGAAGCUGCUCAAACCUCCGUUUA
Messenger RNA from Striga hermonthica, 1457 nucleotides. The record is from the annotation of a GenBank genome assembly. Lineage: Eukaryota; Viridiplantae; Streptophyta; Magnoliopsida; Lamiales; Orobanchaceae.